This is a messenger RNA of Centropristis striata (black sea bass), 3877 nucleotides long. It is a transcript of the gene cry2, whose product is annotated as cryptochrome circadian regulator 2. The record is from RefSeq and is a predicted model, not a curated record. Gene Ontology annotation, biological process: negative regulation of DNA-templated transcription; circadian regulation of gene expression; entrainment of circadian clock by photoperiod. Lineage: Eukaryota; Metazoa; Chordata; Actinopteri; Perciformes; Serranidae. Gene Ontology annotation, cellular component: cytoplasm; nucleus. Gene Ontology annotation, molecular function: FAD binding; DNA binding. The transcript is spliced from 13 exons. The coding region runs from base 143 to 2254 and encodes 703 amino acids.
UUCGCUUUCGUUUGACAGCAACUUAAGUUUCCCGGGAGUCCACAACACGGUGAACGUUUUAGCGCCUUAAAUCGGUGUAUUUGGAGCUUUAUUUCGGCCGAUAUCUCUGGAUUCUUCUCCAGUGAUGGACUAAGAAGUCAUCAUGGUGGUGAAUUCAUUGCACUGGUUUCGCAAAGGGCUGCGGCUGCACGAUAAUCCGGUGCUGCAGGAGGCCCUGACCGGAGCGGACACGGUGCGCUGUGUUUAUAUCCUAGACCCGUGGUUUGCUGGCGCGGCUAACGUGGGAAUCAACCGAUGGAGGUUUCUGUUGGAGGCUCUGGAGGACUUGGACAACAGUCUGAAGAAACUGAAUUCCAGAUUGUUUGUCGUCAGAGGACAGCCUACUGAAGUUCUCCCAAGGCUCUUUAAGGAAUGGAAGGUGACCAAGUUGACAUUUGAAUAUGACCCCGAGCCUUAUGGGAAGGAGAGGGAUGGAGCCAUCAUCAAGAUGGCCCAAGAAUUUGGAGUGACAACCGUCGUCAGGAACUCACACACCCUCUACAACCUGGACAGGAUAAUAGAGGUGAACAACAACAGUCCUCCUCUGACCUUUAAGCGCUUUCAGACCAUUGUAAGCAGGCUAGAAUUGCCCAGGAGACCUCUGCCUCCCAUCACCAAGCAGCAGAUGGACAAAUGUCACACUAAAAUAGCUGAUAACCAUGACCAGCUAUACAGCAUACCUUCCCUGGAAGAACUAGGUUUCAGGCCAGAAGGUUUACCUCCACCUGUGUGGAAGGGAGGAGAGUCAGAGGCCUUAAAUAGACUCAACAAACAUCUGGACAAAAAGGUGUGGGUGGCCAACUUCGAGCACCCUCGUGUCAACACCUGCUCUCUGUAUGCCAGUCGUACCGGCCUCAGCCCCUACUUGCGCUUUGGCUGUCUGUCCUGUAGAGUUUUAUACUACAACCUCAGAGAGCUCUACAUGAAGCUCCGUAAGCGUUGCAGUCCUCCUCUGUCCUUGUUCGGCCAGCUGCUAUGGAGGGAGUUCUUCUACACAGCUGCCACCAACAACCCAAACUUCGACCGUAUGGAUGGAAACCCUAUCUGUGUCCAGAUCCCAUGGGACCAGAACCCAGAAGCAUUGGCCAAGUGGGCUGAGGGUAGGACUGGUUUUCCCUGGAUUGACGCCAUCAUGACGCAGCUGAGACAGGAGGGCUGGAUCCACCACCUGGCCCGACAUGCCGUGGCCUGUUUCCUCACAAGGGGAGACCUGUGGAUCAGCUGGGAGAGUGGCAUGAAGGUGUUUGAGGAGCUGCUGCUGGAUGCAGACUGGAGUGUAAAUGCUGGGAGCUGGAUGUGGCUGUCCUGCAGUGCCUUCUUCCAGCAGUUCUUCCACUGCUACUGCCCUGUUGGCUUUGGGAGGAGAACUGACCCAUCAGGAGACUACAUCAGGCGUUACAUCCCCAUCCUGAAGGACUACCCGAACCGAUACAUCUAUGAGCCGUGGAACGCCCCAGAGUCGGUCCAGAAGGCAGCUAACUGUGUGGUUGGAGUGGAUUACCCCAAACCUAUGAUCAACCACGCAGAGGCUAGCAGGCUCAACAUUGAGAGGAUGAAACAAGUCUACCAGCAACUCUCCCAUUACAGAGGACUCAGUCUACUAGCAUCAGUACCAACAAUCCAAGAAGAGGCGGAGCCCCCAAUGACCGAUGAGUCCCAGACCAGCAGUGGCCCUGACUCCCCUCCCAGACCCAAAGAUCCUGCUGACAGUGAAGCAGCUGGCUGCUCUUCAGCUCCCGAUUCGUCCACUGUCUGUGCAUCCUCCACCUACCCCCUCUAUCCAGACAUGGAGGAGGCACCAUCACAGACACCCUGCACCUCCUCAAGCGCACAUACACAGCCCUCUGCUGCCAUGACAUCUAUAUCUGCCAGCCAGUCUCUGUCCUUUGAAGCUCCUCCCAUGCCAGCCUCAGCACCAACCCAGAGCAGUCUGUCAAGGUCCAUGUCGCCAUCGCCCAGUCCAGCCGUGACCACGACUCUGCCCUCCUCUAUGGGGCAGAGGAGGAAAGGCCUCGCCCGCAAGAUGCGGCGCAGCCAGAGGCAGCGAGGGCGACCGAGCAGUAACGCCUCAUCCAGGGAGGGAGAGAGGAGAGUGGAGGAGGAGGAGGAGAGAGAGGAAACAGGAGGGGAGGAUAGGAUGGAGGAGGACAUUGAGCAGGAAGAGGAAAGAAUGGAGGAAGAGAUACCGGAAGAGGCAGCAGGACAUCAGCAGUGAUACAAGGUGGAGCUCUAAAGAACCAUCUUCAGACAUACAUCCCACACAACUGGACACAUAAAGACAUACAAGGAAAAGUGUUCUGGAUAUGGGGACAACAUAAAUCUGUAUACGCAUGCAUACAACACAAGUGAAAGCUUGAAAGGGUAGUACAAAAGCGUUUUUUCUCACAUUUACUCCAGCAAGAAAAAAGGACAUACGUUUGAGACAAGCUCCUUCAAAAUAUGUGACUCAUUUUAACAUUUAGUACAGAACCAAUCCAGAACGCCCAUAAAUGAUUCAAAAAUCAUUUUUAUUUGCAGAAACAGAGAAGGGAGUAUCCAGGAUUAGUAAUCUUCCCUUGAACGUUUCCAUCUCACACACUGUUAAUGAGGAGGAACAUAAUGUACUGCAACUCUCACUCACUAUAUCCACAUUGAACCCAUACAAAAUAGUGUAGCAGUCAACAUCUCGCUGCUUCUAUAAAUGUCCUUACCUUAGAAACAAGGUAGUGCAGGAGCCGAAACACACUAUCCUGACUAUACUGCAUUUCCACAUUUUGCAGUAAUGAAUUUACAUAAUUGUGAUGAGAUUUAAUAAGUUGCAGAUAACAACAAAGUCACCCAGUGAAGGCCUGAACAAGUUUGUUCUGCGUCCUGGACACGGCAGAAGCUGACUGUUUGCAGAAACACUGCUAGAGCUUCAAACAGCUUGACUAAUCUUCUGUAAAAUGUAUUAAACUUUCUCUUUGCGUUGUAGCUCCUUUCUAUGUAAAUUUGUGGACAUUUUGGGCCUACUUUAGAAGGCUGUCAUUUACAUUGGGGUGGGAAAACUUACUUUUGAUGUCUGAUCUGGCCAAAGGAAGGUGGACAUUUUUUCUGCUAUUGCGGCCGUAAAACAAAAAGAAACACUAAAGACUUUGAUUGAAAUUCUACUUGUUAAUAUGUAAAUGCCUGAUGUGAAUGUUUUUGAAGAUAUGAUAUUUUUGCUAGCAGCAGUGAUGGUGUUACUUAGUGAAAGGGAACAUAACAUUUUUAUAGACCACCUCCCUGAAUCCUAAAUUCCCUGUCUGUUUUGAAGGGUCACACAUCGAUGAAGGUAUAGCAAAUUGCUAAUUAAAAAAACACUGUAAAUUAAAAAGGCCAAGUCAAGACGUUGUGUAUAAACAGCUUUUUAUCUCUGUCAAUUGAAAAUGCUGCUUGUGUGAAAUUGAUGUAGAAAAAAAACUGUGUGUUGUGCUCCCCAUAUAUUUAUCAGAGUUUAUAUAUAAAAUAUGUAAAACCAUAACUUUUCUGCUUUACUAAUGGUCUGAAUAAGGGGGUUUCACAAAGGCUUGUACACAGCCCAGGCUCUGCUGAGAUGUUUCUUUCCAAAACCAGCCACUAUUGGGUAGGAGAUGCACGGUCAACAAAUGGUUGGGAUUUAUAUAUUUUUACUGGGACUGCAACCAGAACUUAAUUUAUUAAUCAGAAAGCACCCAGUGGCUGAAAAAAGUAAUGGGACACAUCAAAACCACAGUGCAGGUACAAAGACAACACCUUUGUGCUGCUGUGCUGAAACAAAUCAAGAAUAACAUAAUAAAAUACAUUAUGCACAGUCCACUGAAAGUUGGUAUUAUCAAAUUGUUGACAUUACAUGUUUAUA